GGUGCAGUUACUACUAUUCAUGGGACACCCGAUGGAGAAGUGGAUGGACAAUUUAUGAGAGAGAUAUUGUAUGAAGACAUAAGUGAAUACUUGUUCUCUCUGAGCUCAGCAGAGGCUCGCUUAUCUCUAGUAUUCCAGUUCAUUGAUUUUUAUGGUGGGAAAAUCUCCUCUUGGGUUUGUACCAACAGUUCCAGUUGGACUGAGAAAAUUCUUGGCCUGGAGGAGCUACCAGAUUGUAUUGGGGAAAAUAUGAGAAGACUGCAUGAUGAUUUGACCAAAUUACAGAAUAAAUCUGGUCAAUUUAGUUUGGAAUUCCUUUGGGACAGUGCGAGAGGCAUCCUUCAGAGGACUGAAAUGAUGAAAUUUCUUCGCAAUGCUGCAUUACUUUGCUUAACUGCCUUUCCCCGUAAUCAUAUAUUGGAAGAAGCUACUCUUUUGGCCGAAGAACUCUUCGUAACAAAAAUGAACUCAUCUAGCUGUUCAGUUACCCCAUGUCAGGCUUUGGCAAAGCACCUUCUAAAAUGUGAUCGGCAGGUAUUUUUUAUUUGUUCAACCUGUCUAAAGGGGAUCUUGUAACUCC
This is a messenger RNA of Theobroma cacao (cacao), 580 nucleotides long. The record is from RefSeq and is a predicted model, not a curated record. NCBI's taxonomy places the organism in Eukaryota, Viridiplantae, Streptophyta, Magnoliopsida, Malvales, Malvaceae.